AUGUCUGAAUAACCUUUAAUUGAAAUUCCAACACUUAAAUAAAAUGACAAACAAUAAUCAGCCCCUAAAGAUAAACCAAGCAAAAUACAAAAAUAAUCAAGCUUUGACCAUUUAUCGGUUCACAGUGUUAAAAGUGGAUUAACGUAUAUUAGAGAUUCUUGGAAAAGUGGAAUGGCUUAAGCAAUUUUAAAUAUGCCAUUUCAUUUAACAAUUGGUAGUAGUUCAGGUUGCAACGCUUCAGUUGGUGUCACAACUGCAUUUAUUGCUGCAUUAACUAAUGGAUUCUUUAGUGGAAGUAUGUUUUUUAACAUUUCCUAGGUAAUCACUCCAUUUAUAUGCCAUCUUGGGUUGUUAUUGGACUAAACUAUUAAUUAGUUAAGACUUAUGGUGUGGAAGUUAUGCCUUGGAUUACAAUUAUCGUAGGAAUCUAUAUUUAUAUUGCUGGUCUAUUGAAAUGGCAUCAUUUAUCAGAUUUUAUUCCUGUUUAUGUUAUAGAAGGAUUCUUAUUAGGCAUUUCAAGUUUAUUCUUCUUCUCAUAUAGUGAUUAUAUGUUUGGCUUAACAGAUAAUCAUUCUAAUAGAGGUGUAGAACUUUAUUCAACUUAUUAUGAUAUGUUUAAAUCUUUUUCUGAAAGAGGAGAUCUAAAUUAUUUUAUUGGUGCAUGGACUGUUUUUCUUUUCUUAUAGUUAGGUAGGAUAUUAUUUAGAUAAUUUCCAUGGAUAUUAAUAACAACUUUGACAGGAUUAACUUUAGGAAUAAUUUAUCCAACAGAAAAAUGCUUAUAAUCAGCAUAUGGAGAAGUCACAAUAUAUUUUAAUUUUAUAGAAUUUGAUGGACCAAAAUUUCAUCCUGAUUUUUAAGUUGUUAGUCAUCUUUUAAUAGAAGCUAUACCGAUAACACUUUUUAUUUUGAUUUAAAAUCAAUUUUGUGCAAGGGCUGGAUAAUCUUUAAGUGGAGUUAAAUGUAAUUAUGAUCAGGAAAUAUAAUGUGUUUCAACAGCAAAUAUUUUAAGUGGUAUUUUUGGUGGUUUGCCUUGUUGUGCAUCUUCAAGAAUGUACAUUUUAGAUAUUAAAUUGCGUAAGACAAAUUAAUGGUCAUCAAUUCUAAAUGCUUUAUCAAUACUUUUCUUUUAUGGAGUAUUUAGUAAAUUCUUUAUGAAAAUACCUUUUUAUAUCAUAAGUGGAUAAUUGUUGUAUAUGAUUAUUAACAUUCCACCUUGGCAUUACUAUGUUAAUUUAUACAAAACAUAAAGAAAAUUAAUUUUAUUCUAUAUAUUUUGUAUAGCAUGGCUUUGUGUGAAUUAUGGAGCAAUUUAAAGUACUCUAAUUGGAAGUAUGCAUGCUUUGAUUAUGUUUGCAUAAAAGAUGAGUUAGCCAUCUGCAGAAGUGAUGACAAAUCAAAAGGAAGGAGUCUAUUAGAUAAAUUUAAGAGAUUCUAAUCUUCAUGAAUUUGAAGAGGAAUGCAAUGAUAUACCUGCAAAUAUUGAUGGAACAUAUACAGUUUAUAGAUUUAAUGGAGCUUUAAAUUAUAUUAACAUCAAAGGACAUAUAGAUUAGAUAAAAGAAUUAGCAAAGACUGAUAUAUUUAUAAUAAGUUUCCGUUAUGUUUGUGUAUUUGAUUUUUAAGCAGUGGAUAGUUUAGCUAUAAUAAUAGAUAAUAUGAGAAGUAUAAUAGAAUUAUUAUAAUAUAGAAAAUAGUACUUAAGUAUAUAUUACUGGUUUACAUCCUGGAAUGUUAGAAUAAUUGAGUGAGAACUAAAUAUUUAGGGAGUAUUUUAGUUGUGAAAGCCAUAUGUUCCAUCAUAUAGAUAAAUCACCUUCUAAAUGAAUGAAUUCAAUUAUUAAUUGUUUAUUAAAAUGUUAAAGAUAG
Messenger RNA from Paramecium sonneborni, 1869 nucleotides. NCBI's taxonomy places the organism in Eukaryota, Ciliophora, Oligohymenophorea, Peniculida, Parameciidae. The record is from the annotation of a GenBank genome assembly.